Molecule: messenger RNA, 1344 nt
Organism: Arctia plantaginis
Lineage: Eukaryota; Metazoa; Arthropoda; Insecta; Lepidoptera; Erebidae
Source: the annotation of a GenBank genome assembly
AUGAUGGGCAUUCGCAACUCAGUUUCUUCUAGGUUUCGACAAUCAUGUCCAGGUAUUGUAAUUAUCAAAUGCAUCUGCCACUCGCUACACCUGUGUGCUAGUGAUGCCGCUAAAGAAAUACCAUCAGAAUGUGAACAACUGGCACGCGACGUUUACAAUCGUUUUAAAUCGAGCAGCAAACGCCAAAGUCAGUUUAAGGCUUUUCAAAAUUUCCUCGAGGUUGAUGUACACAAAAUACUACGUCCAGCCCAAACAAGAUGGCUAUCGCUAUCAUCGGUUGUAGACCGAUUGCUGGAACAAUGGGACGCACUACGUCUCUAUUUCGACAGUAAAUGGUUAGAUGAUCGCGAAUGCAGGGAAAUCCACAAACGACUAAAUGACCCAAUAAUCAAAGCCUACUACUAUUUUCUGUCAUGGAUGUUACCCAAAUUUGCAAAUGCAAAUGCUUACUUUCAAAGUGAAAGUACUGUUAUCACAGAAAUGCACACUAAAAUGAGAGACUUAUAUAGAAAUCUGAUAAAACUUGUGAUGCAACCGGAGUGCAUGCUCGAUGACAAGUUCGACAAAAUUGAUCCUACCAACGAAAAUCUUUAUCUGAAUCUCGAUGACAUAUAUCUUGGUCUCGGCGUCCGCAAACAAAUAUCGCUACCUGAAGUGGCCAAUAAUGAAAAUGACAUACGUGAGUUCAGCACUCAAGAGCCUUGGAGAGAGUGGCAGCUGCUGACGUGGACGAAGAAGUUGUGCAGGGGGCGCUGGGUCGAGGCAACCAAUCUCAGCGGUGGUUGCAACCGGCCGCCACUUCCUCAACUUCUCGACCAGGUGUACCCAUUGCCAUGGAAGAGCUUCCGAAUGAAGUUCCUUCAUUUUGCAGACAAUUCUAUUCAGGAUAGUUUGCAAACUGAAAAAAUGUCACCAAAAUUAAAAAAGAUUGAACCUAUUCUUUCCCAUUUAAAUAACAAAUUUGAGUCUUUGUAUAUUCCAGAAGCUAAUAUUAAUGUUGAUGAGUCGCUUACAUUGUUUAAGGGUCGUUUAUCAUGGAAGCAGGCCAUUAGAUCGAAGGCAGCUCGAUUUGGCAUUAAGUCCUACGAGCUAUGCGAGUCUCGCACUGGAUACAUGUAUAGGUUUAAAAUUUAUACGGGGAAAGAAGAUAAUGCCAGUGUUGAUACUAGUACUACAGAUUUGGGUGGUAAGGCAACAAAAGUUGUCCUAGGCCUCAUCAGAGGCCUCGAGGGAGCUAAUGAUGUAUAUCUAUCGAAGUGGUUUGCAUCUGAAUAUUUUACUUUUCUAAAUGAUAAGGACAAACCUCUGCCAACAACGGAGACUGCUGUAAGUAAUUACGAUUAG